AACCUCUUGAGACGAAGAAGGGAUCGGGAAAAUACACAAACGCGGCGAUGAGCUUAGCGCUUCUGGAAGGCUACUCCUCCACCGAGGACGACGAGCCCGCCGCCGAGCUGAGCGGCUCCGCUGACUCAGCCGCCGACGAGUCUGGAUCGGACGGCAAUGAGGCGUCCGCUCCUCCGAAGCCGGCCUCCAAGCCCCGCCGCCGCCCAAACCCUAAGGGGGCAGAUGCCGGCGGCGGCGGGGACUCCUCGCUGCCUUCCGCGCUGGAGGCCUUCGCCGAUGUCUCGGGCCCUCCGGAAUUUCUGAGACGCAGGGUCGCCGAGGCCGAGGAGGCGACGGAGGCGCUUGGCGUGCUCCAUCGCCGCUCGAAGGAGGGGAGCAAGCAGCCGCCCCCCGGUGCUGUUGUGGUGGCGAAACCACAGUUAGUUGCCAUUCGCGAACAAGUUACCACAAAUGGUGCCAACACUCAAGGUUCAGUGACAUCUAGUUCUGUUGAUGGAAAAAGAAUAAUAGGUGCUGCAAAUCCUGGGCCAGAAGAUGCAGCUGAUCUUCUGAGGAUGUGUCUCCAAUGUGGUGUACCAAAGACCUAUUCACAUGCUAAGGGUAUGGUAUGCCCUCUUUGCGGCGAUAGACCAGCACAGGCAAAAGAGCAAGAAAAGAAGAGGGGCUCCGCUGUUAAGGAUAAGGAGAAGAUCAAGAGGAUGAGGGGGCAAUCUUCGCACGCAUCCUGGAAGAGCGAAACUGAGAUGGCUCUUCGACAACAGUUUGACUGAUAGCCAAUUACCACCUAGCUGGAACGUUGGGUAAACCAUACGCUGGGGAAACCUUUGUAGCCCUGUGUAGUGUAGUACCUUAUGAUGGAUGUCGCUGUGCCUCACUCUCGGUUCCAGAUAGCCAGCCAUCGUUGUGUUUUGUUGUAUCUGCUUUUUUUGCAGGAACGGUGUUGUUUGCUAAGCUGUCAAAAUUGAAUGUUUUCGCGGUCA
Molecule: messenger RNA, 980 nt
Organism: Phragmites australis (common reed)
Lineage: Eukaryota; Viridiplantae; Streptophyta; Magnoliopsida; Poales; Poaceae
Exons: 3
Coding region: 48-770 (240 amino acids)
Source: RefSeq, a predicted model, not a curated record